Molecule: messenger RNA, 3117 nt
Organism: Habropoda laboriosa
Lineage: Eukaryota; Metazoa; Arthropoda; Insecta; Hymenoptera; Apidae
Gene: Acsl
Product: long-chain-fatty-acid--CoA ligase 4
Exons: 9
Coding region: 446-2593 (715 amino acids)
Biological process (GO): long-chain fatty acid metabolic process; long-chain fatty-acyl-CoA metabolic process; neuron differentiation
Cellular component (GO): lipid droplet; plasma membrane; endoplasmic reticulum
Molecular function (GO): palmitoyl-CoA ligase activity
Source: RefSeq, a predicted model, not a curated record
AGUAGGGUACGUUCAGUUUCGCCGAAAUAUACGCAGUAUCCGCGGGACCUCAAUGUGUGAUAGGUUAAAAAUUUGACAUGUGUACAAGAAAAAGUGUCUUGUAUAUAGAAGAAAUGCUGAUAUUCGAGUAUUAUUCGCGCGAAUACUGAGCUACCGCUCGAGUGCGCGUUACGUGUUACCGCCGCGAGUAUAGAAUCGGUCGACGGUGGAUCGUAUCAGUUCACAGUGCAGAAGCACGUGGUGUUAAGUGUUUCGUGGUUUAUCUUAUCAAGUAGCGAGGUAUCAUCGGGAUAAUUGUUCUGAACGAGGGAAGAUUCAAAGAAGUACAAUCUUAACGAUCGAUUAUCGUAACGAAUUGUCAUUAAUCCGCAUCAAAGCAAUUCCUGUUAGAGUACCGGAGGUACAGUAUCAUUUGGAAAUAAAAGUGACCGGAUAGCGAUCCACCAUGAUCGUGGAGGAGAAACAGGAAAUGGAAGGCUUCUGGAUUAGCAGCGCGAUCACCGCGAUCAAGGCGAUUUCCUAUGUGUACGACCUGCUAACGUUUCCGGUGUACCUCGUGCUGCAGCGACCCUGGGAGAAGAGGAAGGCCUCGCGUAGGAUCAAGGCUCGACCUGUCGCGAAGGAUGAGAACAGGGUCACGUACAGGAGCGUUGAUCCGCCGGGGCCGAUGCACGUUAUGCUCGAGCGUGAAAAUAUCGACACGCUCGAGAAGAUGUUGUCCUGGGUCGCUAAGAUGCAUAGCGACAAGAAAUGUCUUGGUACGAGAGAGAUACUCGCCGAGGAGGACGAGGUUCAGGCUAAUGGUAGAAUAUUUAAGAAGUAUAAAAUGGGACAGUACAAAUGGAAAACGUAUACCGACGUGGACAGGUAUACUACGGCCUUUAGUCGUGGUUUAAGGGAAUUCGGUCUCACGGGGCGAAAGAACAUCGUGAUCUUCGCGGAGACCAGGGCGGAAUGGAUGAUCGCGGCCUAUGGAUGCUUUAAACAGAACUUAAUCGUGGUUACCAUCUACGCGACCUUGGGCGACGAGGCUAUCGCUCACGGCAUCAACGAUACCGAAGUCGAUACCGUGAUCACUAGCCACGACUUGUUGCCAAAGUUUAAACGGCUUCUUGGAAUGGCACAGAACGUAAAAACCAUCAUUUACAUGGAGGACCAGCUGAAACCGACUGACACUACCGGUUACAAGGAUGGCGUGAAGCUUAUACCGUUCUCCGAGGUGAUCAAGAAGGGCAACUCUUCCACGGCGCCAUUGGAACCGCCACAAAGCAACGACACGGCGAUUAUAAUGUACACGUCUGGCUCGACUGGAGUGCCGAAAGGCGUAAUUCUGUCUCACUUGAACAUUAUCUCCACGUUAAAGGCAUUCUGUGACGCCGUAGAAAUUAGGGCGGACGAUGUAUUCCUUGGUUUUCUACCUCUGGCUCAUGUAUUCGAACUCCUCGCUGAGAGCGUGUGCCUUCUGACUGGUGUACCUAUCGGCUAUAGUUCGCCUCUCACUAUGAUCGAUUCGAGUAGCAAGAUUCAGAGGGGAUCCAAAGGCGAUGCGUCUGUUUUGCAUCCAACGUGUUUAACUGCUGUACCACUUAUUUUGGACCGUAUUUCGAAAGGUAUAAACGAGAAAGUAAAGAAAUCGGGAUCUUUUGGGCAAGCGAUAUUCAAUUUUGCCUACAAUUACAAAUUGAAAUGGUCCAAACGUGGCUACAACACACCUAUCUUCGAUAAGUAUAUCUUUGGAGCUGCAAGACAAGUUCUUGGUGGCCGAGUACGGCUUAUACUUUGUGGCGGUGCACCUCUGACCCCAGACACGCACACUCAGGUCAAAAUUUGCUUGUGCGUCACUGUUACUCAAGGAUAUGGACUCACAGAAACAACUUCUUGCGCUACUGUCAUGGAUAAACACGACAGGAGUACGGGGAGAGUAGGAGCACCAACCACAGUUUGUGAUAUUCGUUUGGAAAAUUGGGAAGAGGCUGGUUACAGAGUUACAGAUACUCCAUUCCCUAGGGGAGAAAUUGUAAUUGGCGGUGAAAAUGUUUCAGCUGGUUAUUACAAAUUACCAGACAAGACGAAAGAAGAUUUCUUUGAGGAAGAUGGGAGGCAAUGGUUCAGAACUGGUGAUAUUGGAGAAUGUCAUGCAGAUGGUUCUAUAAAAAUUAUCGAUCGAAAGAAGGAUUUAGUUAAAUUACAACUCGGCGAAUAUGUGUCGUUGGGAAAAGUUGAGGCAGAGUUGAAAACUUGCCCCGUCGUGGAAAAUAUUUGUGUUUACGGAGACCCGCAUAAGGCUUACACUGUGGCGCUAGUCGUGCCUAAUCAAUAUUAUCUGGAAGAAAUUGCCAAAAAGCUUGGAAUCGCUGGAAAGAGUUUAGAGGAGUUGUGUAAUAAUCCACAAGUUGAGAAAGCGGUAUUGCAGGAACUGGUUGAGCAAGCCAAGAAAUGUAACCUCCAAAAAUUUGAAAUACCCGGGGCAGUAAAAUUGUGUGCAGAACAAUGGUCACCAGAUAUGGGAUUAGUAACGGCCGCGUUCAAGCUGAAGAGGAAAGCAGUGCAAGAACGUUACCAAUACGAAAUCAACAGAAUGUACGCCUCGUGAUGCGAGGGGGUUUUGCAGAGGAUGUGCAAUAGGUGAAGUGGCGUUGAAAUUCAAGCUUUCCAAUCCGGCAGAACCUCGCCGCCGAUCGUUGUAUGGGGGGUCUGCAUGACGAGGUCGAACAUUAAUCGAGAAAUUUACAUCAGAUUCGGAAACACGUAUUUUCUCUGUUCUCUUUAAUAUAAGAAAGGUGUCAACUUUUCAGUACCAGAAAGUCCAUUUAUGGCAUCGUCAAGCGUAUAUUAAAAAUUAAUAUAUAAGAAUUUUUUGUCUGCUCGAGGAUAUCUUGUUAGUUAAUUUAAUCUUUUGUUUGAGACGAGAAACGAUUUCGAUCUUCAGUUGCGAAAUGUUGAAAUAGUCACUAUGUGUUGGAUAAGAGGAACGAUGUGCGCGUAUAAGGAGCGUCUUUUAACAUAAUCGUCGUUGUAUGCGAUGCAAGGUAUGAGUGAGAACAAACUAAAAUAGUACAGGAAAUUAUCUCACGGGGAAAAUCGUUACUUUUCUUCCUUCAACAUUUAGUUCAAUCU